AUGGCUUCUGACUUGCCUUGGAUUGAGAAAUACAGGCCAGAAUCAUUGAAUGACUUAAUGGGCCAUGAAUUAAUAAUAAACACAAGUAAUGUUUAUAUUUUCGGUUAUUUUGGUAAAGUUCGUAGAUUUCUCAAUCAGGGUAAAUUGCCCCAUCUUUUGCUUUACGGGCCCCCUGGAACGGGCAAAACGAGUACCAUACUCUCCGUUGCGAAGCAUCUUUUCGGACCUAAGGAAUUCUCCUCUAUGGUACUUGAGUUGAAUGCUUCAGAUGAUCGUGGUAUUGGAGUCGUUCGCGAGCAAGUUUUGACUUUUGCCAGCACGAAGACGUUGUUCUCUGGAAAGUUUAAGCUUAUCAUUCUUGAUGAAGCUGACGCAAUGACCAAGGACGCACAAAAUGCCUUACGGCGAAUUAUUGAGAAGUUUUCUGAGAAUGCGCGGUUUUGUCUUAUUUGCAAUUAUCUCUCAAAAAUCACCCAGGCUAUUCAGUCGAGAUGCACCAGGUUUCGUUUUCCACCCGUGCAGGAAUCACAUAUGAUGGCUUGCCUCGGUGAAAUUGCCAAAAAGGAAGGUGUUCAACUUACCGAUGAUGGAAAGGUCGCCAUUCAUCGUUUUUCUUCCGGUGAUAUGCGCGUAGCCAUAAAUUUGUUGCAGAGCGCUUCCAUGUCCAGCCAAGUGGUUGACGAGGCCAGUGUCUACGCCUGCACUGGAUAUCCUACUCCAAGGGAAAUGCGAACCCUCCUUGAGUGGUGUCUCAAUGAACCGCUUCCUAUGGCUUUCAAAAAAAUAAUUGAGCUGAAAGUUGAGAAAGGCAUUGCGCUGCAGGACAUCGUUUCAGAGCUGCAUCCAUUAAUCAUGCAAGUGAAAAUGCCGGACAGCGUAAAAGUUGAGCUGACAACCAUGCUCUCCGACGUGGAAUAUCGUAUGUCUUAUGGUGCUUCGGAGAAACUGCAACUCGGCGCCGUCUGUGCGGCCUUCGCAAACGCAAGAGACUCCCUUGAGGCACUUGAGGCCUAA
Echinococcus granulosus is the source of this 1014-nucleotide messenger RNA. RefSeq names its product Replication factor C subunit 5. The coding region runs from base 1 to 1014 and encodes 337 amino acids. Gene Ontology annotation, cellular component: nucleus; DNA replication factor C complex. Gene Ontology annotation, molecular function: ATP binding; ATP hydrolysis activity; DNA binding. The transcript has 9 exons. The record is from RefSeq and is a predicted model, not a curated record. Gene Ontology annotation, biological process: DNA-templated DNA replication; DNA repair. NCBI's taxonomy places the organism in Eukaryota, Metazoa, Platyhelminthes, Cestoda, Cyclophyllidea, Taeniidae.